Messenger RNA from Papilio polytes (common Mormon), 5070 nucleotides. It is a transcript of the gene per, whose product is annotated as period circadian protein. The coding region runs from base 1621 to 4749 and encodes 1042 amino acids. The transcript has 25 exons. Gene Ontology annotation, biological process: negative regulation of transcription by RNA polymerase II; entrainment of circadian clock by photoperiod; circadian regulation of gene expression. Gene Ontology annotation, cellular component: nucleus; cytoplasm. Gene Ontology annotation, molecular function: transcription corepressor binding; transcription cis-regulatory region binding. Lineage: Eukaryota; Metazoa; Arthropoda; Insecta; Lepidoptera; Papilionidae. The record is from RefSeq and is a predicted model, not a curated record.
GAUGCGACUUAUUAAAAAAUAAAUUAUAUAACGUAUUGUAUAGUAAAGUUGGACAAACAUAUCUGGACGACGAUUAAUCCUGCCAGAAUUUACAAAUGUAUAAUCUAGUUAUAGUCAAACAAGGAUGUCUAGACCGAUGAGGGUGCCGCUGCUAUCUGUUGCUUCUAACAUAGAUAAUGACAAAGGAGGGCACUAGUGAGUUAUUUUUUAGUUUUAUCGCCGGGUCAGAAUUGUCGGUGUAUAGGCGUCGAAAAUAACAAAGACAAAACGUAAUAUAGAACGGCUUUUUAUCUUGUCCAGCGAGAGAGGUGCUCCUAAUUGUUUUGUUAUCCGUGUAGGUCUUUAGUCAAAUAAGAAUGUAUCUCGGUAAGAGGGUCGCUCCUAUAGGAUGGUACUGUCAGAAAACAUGUAAACCUACAUAGAAAUAAAAAUGGCAUAAAAGAAAAAAAAUGACAUGACACACAGAAGGGAAAGGAUAUUAAGAACUCGGUAGAAUGGCGCUAGUGACGAUCAUAAACAAAAGAAGGGGAAAUAUCCUCUUUAUGUGCGUCUCUUCGAUUUAGGGUAAGCAUCUGCAAUUUCCGAUGCCUAUAGGCAGCGUUCUCUUCGCUAUUUCGGCGGAUUCAGGUGGUCGCUUGUACGUUUGCCACUUUAUAAUGUAAAAAAACGCCCACCAAGUCAGAUAUCCUUGUCGGUCUAUGGCUAUUUUAAUUUAUUUUCACUUGCCCGCCGGGCCAGAUAAAUUUGUCCAAUAUUAAGCUAUUUUAGGUGGCGCUAAGUGACAUCAGAUUACAACAUUUUUAAAUAUCGCGACGUUAUAGAAGAAAACGCUGUCGAAAUACUGUUUUGAGUACAUAAAGAUAUACAAAGCGUUUCAAAUAAGAAAGUGCGUGUGAGGAUCUGUUAAGUAGAUUGUUAAAAUAAUGUUUACAUUCAAAUAGAAUGUAUCGGAAUUAGAGACCAAGGAGGUUUGGUUCGCUGCGCCAUAGUAGUAAGUAAAUCAUAAUCUCCGAUUAAAAAACUACGCAUUGUUGUUACAGUCUGUACUUGUGUAGGUAUUUUUGAUGAGUAGAGGUUACAGGUGCACAGGUUUUUAUUUGAAACGCAUGGUAUUUGUGAUGCAGGUUCAAUUCAUCUUCAUUGUAAUUUAGCCCGGUCUAGGAAAUAAAUACAUCUAUUACAUAUAACAUGAUUUACAAAAUAUACUCUACAGCAGUUUAUUCCGUGACAUAAAUAAAAAAGUCAACUAUUAAGGAAUUACAGUUUAAUUGCUCACAAAAGUAAACAAAAUUUAAUUUUUUUCCAUCAAACCUUCUCAUUUAUCUAAACUUUUGCUGGUAAAUAUUUUUAAAGGUUUUGCGAAUUAUCCGUUACUCUUUUUUUAAAGUUUUUUGAUACCUGCUGUGAUAUAAAUUAUGCGUUUAAAAAGAUUAAUCGCAAUCCUAGAUAACUUGCUUUCAAACAAUUAAAAAGCGGGCGUCCUAAAAUUUAAACAGAGUUAUUAUUAUUACAGAAGGCCGAGGAAAGUACGGGGUUAAAUUAAAUGUAGUAUUCAAUAAAUUAUUCUGUAUUUCCUUCGGUGUAACACGCUGACACUGUUCCAUACUUAAAGUUGUACCGAUGUCGUCACCAGCGCUUGCUUCACCCGAAAAGGGUUCAGAAAGUAUGGAUAUUUCGACGUCGGAAAAUAGAAGUAGCAAAGGGGACGUCGAACCCGUGAGUGCUGUUUUCCUUAAGUUUGAUCCUGAUAUCACCAAAAUGAAAUCACCGGUCCAGAAAUCGUUCGACAACGCAAUUACCCGAUCAUCGUUAUCUUGUCGUGAUGGAUUCUCUUGCGUAAUAUCUAUGCAUGAUGGUGUGGUCAUGUAUACAACUUCAUCACUCACCUCAACGCUCGGCUUCCCAAAGGAUAUGUGGGUUGGCCGAUCUUUUAUAGAUUUCAUUCAUCCGAGGGACCGUAGUGUCUUCGCUUCGCAGAUAACUAACGGCUUAGCGGCACCGAAAAAUGUAAAUGGUACGCAAGAAAAAGUGCCAGAAAAAGAAAACUUAGUAUCAUCUAUGGUUUGCCGUAUCAGACGAUAUCGGGAUUUGGCUUCGGGUUUCGGAGUCAAGAAUAAUUCUGUUGUAUACAUGCCUUUCCUCUUGAAGUUAUCUUUUAAAAAUGCCAAUAACGAAAAAGUCAAUGAUGUAUACCUAGUUAUACAGGCGUCGCCAUUUUUCUCGGCAUUUAAAAUACCAAACGAGGUGGUAACCAAACCAAUACUAUUCAUAAUUCGGCAUGCUGCUAACGGCAAUCUGGAAUACUUGGACCCUGAAUCAGUGCCCUAUUUAGGUUAUUUACCUCAAGAUGUUACUGACAAGGAUGCAUUGCAUCUUUAUCAUCCCCAUGAUUUGGUCUAUUUGAGGCAGAUUUAUGAAACUAUUGUAAAAGAAGGCAGGGCACCGAGAUCAAAGCCAUACAGGAUGAGGGCACAAAAUGGUGAUUUCGUAAAACUAGAGACGGAAUGGUCAUCAUUCAUUAAUCCGUGGUCGAAGAAACUUGAGUUCGUUAUCGGAAAGCAUUAUAUAAUUGAAGGUCCUUUAAAUCCUGAUGUGUUUGAAUCACCUGAUCCUGAACGAGGUCAAAUUUUCUCCGAAGAAGAUAGAUUAAAUGCUCAAUCUCUUAGAGAUAGUAUUAUUAAAAUUUUAAACGAGGUACUGACUAAGCCCGCUGAAGCCGCAAAGCAACAGAUGAGCAAAAGAUGCCAGGAUAUAGCUAAAUUUAUGGAAAGCCUUCUGGAAGAUCAGCCAAAGAAUGAUGAUGAUAGUCGCGUAGAAAUGCAAGAUCCAGAUCUCAGUUAUUACGAACGUGAUUCAGUGAUGCUGGGAGGUAUAUCUCCUCACCACGAUUAUAACGACAGCAAAUCGAGUACUGAAACUCCAGUCAGCUACAAUCAGCUUAACUACAACGAUACAUUGCAAAGGUAUUUCGAGAGUCAUCCAUCGAGUUCGUACGAAGAGUACAAUACUGUGACCGGUGAAAAUGUUUUGGGAAUGCAGGACCCGAUUACAAAGGAGCGUAUAACACCACCGACGAUUAUAGUAGAUUUUGUUGAUGAUGAUGGAAAACCAACGAAGGGUGAUGAAAAUAAUCGAAACUCUAUUGGAGAUUAUCAGCCGAUUCGACUCACGGAAUCCGUUUUAUCAAAACAUAAUGCGGUAAUGAUUAAGGAACUUGUAAAGAUACAUCGAGAAAACCGCUCUAGUAAGGGUGACAAAGAGAAGCAUUCUAAUGAAACUAGACAGAAGAAGAAAGAGCAUUUAGCUAGAUGUAACGCUUCUUAUCAACCGACAUCCGCUGGAGUGAACAUUACUAUGUCACAACCGCAAGGAGUGAAACGGUCUUCAAAACAAAUUGAUCUUGAAUCCGUAGCACAUAAGCACCAUUGUACCACUCCACGACAAACCCGUCGCAAACAACCUAUAACAACAAUGCCGCAUACUAUAACAACACCGGCGACAACCAUUGCUCCAACAGCCUGGACGUCAAACCCCAUGAACGCGUAUAUCUUGGGCGUUGGAAUACCGCAACAAAUGUCAAUCGUCAGUCCCGUAGCCGCUAUGCCAGGUAUGUUUCCAAUGCACUACAUGCAGCCACAUGUACCGCAAAUGCAACCAAGUACAUCUACAAGCAAUGCAGUGCCUGGACCUAGCAUGGGACAACAAUAUCAAGAACCACCAAUGCAAGGAAUGAUGUACGGCCAAGCAAUGUACGGAUCGCCGUUUAUGUACUCGCCUAUCAAUCCGCAAGUUACGUACCCAGUGGCACAAAACUUUGUACCAUCGCAUGGAGUCCAAUAUGUAAACCACUUAAAUGCACUUGACUUAGGGGACCGCAAUUAUGUGGAGGCGUGUAAGACAAGGUUGCCUAUGAAGAGCGGGAAAACAAACUUUGGAUAUAACAGGAAGGGAAGGAAACGAGAAAAUCAAGGAAAUGUUCAAGGAAGCUUAUUGAGUAAUUCUUCAGCGAACGCUUCAUACAUGGACUCGAGCGCUCUAAGUAGCGAUAAAAGUGGGAUCAGAAAAUCGCCGGAUAAUUCAUCAGACUUCAGUUUCUUCAGGACCAGUUUCAGUGUAAAGAGUGUAAAGGCGGUACAUGACAUAACGCAAAAUGAUGUAUCUCAACCUACUAGACCUACCAAUAGCGAGGGAACGAUAGAGAAAACUGACGAAGAUUCAAGUUAUUCGUCGUUUUAUUCAUCUUUCUUUAAAACUGAAUCCGGAAGCGCCGAAGAAAGUAAUGAUACUAAAAAGCGCGGUAAAGAAAGUAAAAGCGCUUGCGAUUCGGGAAGUAGUUAUCCAGGAUAUAGUAAGGCGCCAGCGAAGAAAGGACCCCUAAGGAAAAUGCAACCACCGUGGAUGGAACAUGUGUGCGUUACAUCCGAGCUCAUUUACAAAUAUCAAAUUCAAACUAAAAGCAGGGAGGAAGUUUUGUUGUCUGAUAAGCUGAAAUUAAAGCAAUUGGAGCAGCCAUCAUUAGUGAACGAGCAAUUAGGUCAGUUAUAUCUGGACCUUCAGUUAGAAGGUGUAGCAUCAAGGUUGACACUUGAAGAGGGUAUCACGAGUUCCAGUAGUUCGGGCGAAGAGAAUUUUGUGGGAGUUUCUAAGUCACAAAAGAAGAAACGCGAGUACAGCAAACUGGUGAUGAUAUUCGAAGAGAACGCACCCCUCCCUCCCCCGGAUUCUCCCCCAGCAGCUUCAGUGUCGUAACAUUGUGACAAUUAUGUCACCGGUAAAAUUUCUGUCAAUAAUUGACGCACAAAUGUUAGAAAUUGAAAUAAUUUUGACUCAUGUGUGAUAUGAGUCGGGAUAUGUCUGGAUAUUACGACGCAAUUCCUAAUAAUACUGUCGGGUUUAAUUUUUUUGACAAGAAUUAUCAACUUUUUGGGAAAAUUUAAGAAUGUUGACGGUUGAAAAAACAGUCAAUAAUUGUUGAACAACUAACACUCGUAAAGACAUUUGAGCAAAAAACAAUAUUUUUGAUAUAUGUAUGUUAAGUAAUUUUAGAUAUGUUCUUUGAAUAUUAAAAUU